GAUGAGAUAAAAGAAGAUCCAAUAGGCGAAUUAGUAUACUUAAAGCUAAAAAUGUAUUCAGUUCUUCCAGUAGGUCAUGAUUUUAAAACUCCUGAAACGGAUACAGAUUUCGAAAAAGAGUUAGAAGAGAAAGAAUAUAGAAAGUCACAGGAUAAAAAGAAAUGGGAGAAAAAGCAUGGUAUCUAG
Messenger RNA from Funneliformis mosseae, 186 nucleotides. Lineage: Eukaryota; Fungi; Glomeromycota; Glomeromycetes; Glomerales; Glomeraceae. The record is from the annotation of a GenBank genome assembly.